AUGGCAGCAUCAUCAGGCCCUGUACCUGAUGUUUUACCAUCGCAGGUUCUUAGUGUUAGUCCAAGUUUACCAACAAAUAAACUUCUUGAUAAUUUAACCAAAAAUCAAAGACUUUUACAAUCUCUACCGCAAAACUACGAGAAACGACACUUUUUCACAGGGCUCUAUAAAACUCUCUUGGAUGAUUUCUUCUAUUCACACGAACGCGCUGAUAUUCAGCUAUACACAGCAAUAUGCCUAGCGGAUAUAAUUCGUAUCUACGCACCGAAUCUACCUGAAGUGCCACAAGAAAAAAUGCUCAACAUGUUUCUUUUUCUUGCUCGACAAUUACUUGGCUUAAAAAAGAUCGAUGAUCCUCUAUUCACACGUCGUUAUUAUCUACUCGAAAAUCUAAGCAUGGUACAAUCGUUUAUCCCAGCCGUUAAUUUAGAAGACAAUCGUGGCUGUCAAAUCAGUACGGUUGUCCUAACGAAUCUAUUCAAUGCUGUACAGAAAAAACAUACGGAUCAGUUGAAGAACUUGAUAAUCGAUAUUGUCUCAGUGAUCUUGGCUGAGUAUGAGACAAUCCCAUUUUCGUUGUUGGAAUUGCUUUUCGCAAGAAUAAUUGAUCCCGAAAAGAAAUUACGUGAAGAAUGUUAUGAAUUAGUAGAAUCGAUUAUUCGCCGAGGUGAAUCGUUUCUCAAAUCAGCGAUUGCUGAUUACUUCAAAGCAGUUCUUGUCACAGAAGAUACGGAAUCAUUACAUUUACAUCCGAAAAUCUAUUACAUUUUCGAUGAGCUAUGUCAUAUUUCAGAAGCAAUUGUCGAUGAAAUUAUUCCAUCAAUUGAACAUCGACUUCAGGUACCCAAUGAAAAACAUCGUCGUGAUGCGGCAAAGAUCAUUGCUUAUGUGACCAGUGCACCAAAUAAUGACUUUGCUCAACGGUACAAAUCUCUAUGGAACACAUUUCUCGAUCAAUUUAAAAAUGGCACACCGGAAGUUCAAUUAAGUUGCGUAAAACAUCUCAAAAGUUACUUUGUUAAUCAUCCAGAAUUGAGAGCAGAUCUCGAAAAUGUUAUGGUGCAUUUAAGUCUCUCGACGGAUACGAACAUUCGUUCACAACUUAUGGUGCAAAUUCGUGCGAUCACGAACUACAGUCUGUUUGAUAUCAGCGACAAAAUUAAACAAAUCUUGUGUGAACGUGCACGAGACAAAAUUUGGGAAGUUCGUAAAGAAGCACUUGAUUACCUUGCACAGGUCUAUAAAAAAGAAUGUACAGCUGCAAAUUGGUCCGAUGAUGUACAAAAGCAGUUAACAUGGGUGGCAAAUUGUAUAAUUCACCUGUAUUAUCAAAAAACAACACAAGACAAAUUAUUAGCUGAACGACUUUUGACCUUUUAUUUAAUGCCAUGGGAUGUGAAAACUGAUAAUAAAGUCCGAGUUCUAUUCACGCUAUAUUCCAAUGUUAGCGAAAAUGCUCAACGAGCGGUUCGUGAAAUCAUCCACAGCAAAUUCCUAUUUCGUCGACAAUUGGAUAAAAUGAUUGACUUUUGUUUGCAAAUGGCUGAUCUAAAAAAGACAAACGAUGAAAAGCAAACAACUGAAUUAAAACUCGUUAGCCUUAUCCAUACCAUCGCUUUACGUUGUCUGCCCAAUCCUGAAAAAAAUGAAUCGGUAUUGAAGGCGUUUGCCAUCUACGCAAUUAAAAAUCACAAACAAUCGUUAACCAACACAAACGAAUCUAGUAUUUUGUCAAUAUUCAAACAAGCGAUUGCUGAUGGAAUCAAAUCAAAAGAAUGUUACGCUUUAGCUAAUGGCAUGGGUCAAAUGCUGUUGGAAGAAGCUGCCAAAGAACAGAAACGCUUUCCAACAAAUACAACAGAAGAACAAACAGCAACAACUACAACUACGGAAAAUAGUGCUCAUGGACAGUUUACAAAAAUGUGUGGAUUAAUCAAAACAAUUUUUGAAAAAAUAUCAACACUCUUAUUCGACCAAGAAACAGUUAGUCAUUUGCUUAAAUUUUUAUUCGAACGAGUAUCUAACGAACCAGAGCAAUCAGUUUCGUAUUACGAAAAUAUCAAUCAACUUUUGAAAGUUUUCAUUCAACAUCCAUUCAUUUUCAACUCCCCAGAAUCACUCGAACUUCUUUGUAAUCUUUUGAAGCAACAUGUGCUCGAAUUAGCACCGAUACUUAUACGUACAAUCGAAGCAUGUGCACCACUGAUUAUCUCCUCGAACCAAACUGACAUGAUAACACUUUUGGAUUCUGAACUCUCUUCGUACUUAACACUGCACCCACCAAUUGCGAAACGUGCACUGUAUUGCAUAUGUGCAUUGCAUCCGAAUAAAAAGGAUCAACUACUUCAAAAGCUAGUGGAUGAUACACAAUAUGACCAAUUCGAUAGUGAUCAAUUUAUUACUCGACUCGUUCUACUUGGUCACAUGAUACAAAUAUCUCCGACAGCGGUUGGUGAUAUCGGUAAACGUAUACUCAAUAACAUUUCAAAGUAUAUCAUCGAUAAACAAAAUAACAGUGAUCAAGAUGAUGAAAAUAAUAUGACGAGUUCAUUCCUACAUGGACAUUUUACUCUCUUAGCCGAUGAACCGCAUUCCGAUCCGGAAAUCGGAGCGGAUACUCGCGUGAUGCGUGAAUUAAUCAAAGCAAUGACACGAGCAACAUUAGGUUUACGUGAAAAUUCCAGUUCAUUAUUCACAAUUACCUAUAAGUUCAUACGAAAAUGCAUCGAAAAGGAUCAAGAUUUCACCGGAGAGAUGAGUGAAAGCGAAAUAAUCUACAUUCGUCUCUGUGGUUUAACAUGUUUAUUGAAAUUGAUUUGUAAUCCAUAUUUUUACACACGUAUUAAACCUGAUGAUUUUCUUAUGAUUAUGACCCUUCUUCGAGAUCCAUCAUCACAAAUUCGUCAGCGAACAUAUCGUAAAUUAGCUGAGCAUUUACGCGAUCCCGUAUGUCCUAUUGAAUUGCUUGCACUAUUAGCAUUCGCAGCCAAAGAACCCGAACGCGAACAUCGGGAACAAAUUCAUCGUUUAAUGUUACAAAUAAUCGAUACACGACGUGAACAUAUUAAAUUACAAUUAUCUUAUAAGACAGCUCAGACCAGCAAUGGCCAUCAGUCGAACAAUGGUUUCGAUCAUAGCGAUGACAAUGAAGAUGAUGAAAACAGCUUGUCGACAACUGAUGAGAAACCCAUUGAUUAUACAUUAUAUCCUGAAUAUUCUCUGACAUAUUUUCUGUUUUUCCUUUCCAAAUCGCCAGCAUUCAUUCUCUACGAUGACAUCGAAAUGUUGCACACAAUGACCGAUUAUAUUUUAUUUUUAUUAGAUGCAUUAUUAUUACGUUGUGAUACAACUGUUGGCUUGUUUUAUAAAGGUUUAUUACGUUCAAUAAAAUCAGCUGAAGAUGCAACUAUCUCGCCAGAUAAAGAAGAGAAAGCAGAAAGGAAAGAUGCAUUAAAAAAACUACAUGUACUUGUCGAUUUGGCCUAUGUCAUUCUAUCUCAACGUGCAUCGUCGUUAAUGAUUUGUCGAGCUAGUUCGAGCGUACCAUUACCAGAAAUGUAUUUCAAGAAAAUACGUUAUAAUAACGUGUCUUACUUGCCCAAAGAUUUCAAAAUCAAACUUAAACCCAUCACAACAACGACCACCGUCAGUGACACACCUACACCGACAGUUAAACACGCCACAACAACGGAAACAGCAUCGAGCAUUACAAUCGAGACCACUCCAGCAAAAGCCGGACGACGAAAACAAGACAAUGAACAGGAGAGUUCUACGAAGAAACGCAAAGCUUCUCCAAGUACAAAGAAAAGAAAACGACAAACGAGUAACAACGUCGUCGAAGACGAAGAAGAAGAAGAUGAAGAUACGAACUCAAAUUCACCACCAGUGAACGGAAAUAAAACUCGUAAAACACCAGUGACCAAUUCCAAUCGUGCUCGCGUUAACUAUCCAUACGAAAAACCUAAACUACGUUCAGCGUCAUCGUCGUCAUCAUCGCCAUCACCGAAAUCAAAUCGGCGUGCAAAAGGCAAACUCUAA
Adineta ricciae is the source of this 4038-nucleotide messenger RNA. The record is from the annotation of a GenBank genome assembly. NCBI's taxonomy places the organism in Eukaryota, Metazoa, Rotifera, Eurotatoria, Adinetida, Adinetidae.